CCGGCUCCUGUUCCGAGCUCUCUGGCCGGGAGGCGCAGCAGACCUGGCUCUGGACGCGCGGUCCGGGUGCUGCGGCCAUGCCUGGCGGCGCCCUUGCAACUCUACUGCGCCCGGCGCAGCCCCGGUAGGCGACGCCCCGGGCCCGGCUGGCCCGGCCAUGCAGCUGGAGACGCAGGACGCGCUGUACGUGGCUCUGGAGCUGGUUAUUGCCGCGCUGGCGGUGGCGGGCAACUUGCUGGUGUGCGCAGCGGUGGGCACCUCCAGCACGCUGCAGACGCCCACUAACUACUUCCUGGUGUCGCUGGCGGCGGCCGACGUGGCUGUGGGGCUCUUCGCCAUCCCCUUCGCCAUCACCAUCAGCCUGGGCUUCUGCACGGACUUCCACAGCUGCCUCUUCCUCGCCUGCUUCGUGCUGGUCCUCACACAGAGCUCCAUCUUCAGCCUCCUGGCGGUGGCGGUCGACAGGUAUCUGGCCAUCCGCGUCCCGCUCAGUGCUAGGGGCCAGUUGUAUGUGAAGGGAGGGAAGGAGGAUGGACCGGAUCAUCAGCUGUGGACCAUUCCCACUCUCCCAGCCUGUCCUCAGAGGUCUGGAAGAAUGCACAAGCAGUCCCCCACUCCACACCCAGGCCAGUAUGGGUGUCUGACCUGUCGACCACACCAGCUCACAUUGUGGUAUAAAAGUUUGGUCACUGGGAUCCGAGCAAGAGGUGUCAUUGCUGCCCUUUGGAUCCUUGCCUUUGGCAUUGGACUGACUCCAUUCCUGGGUUGGAACAGUAAAGACAGUGCCACCAACUGCACAGAACCUGGGGAUGGAAUUAUGAAUCAAAGCUGCUGUCUUGUGAAGUGCCUCUUUGAGAAUGUGGUUCCCAUGAGCUACAUGGUAUAUUUCAAUUUCUUCGGGUGUGUCCUGCCCCCAUUGCUCAUAAUGCUGGUGAUCUACAUCAAAAUCUUCAUGGUAGCCUGCAAGCAGCUUCAGCGUACAGAGCUGAUGGACCAUUCGAGGACUAUUCUCCAGCGGGAGAUCCAUGCUGCCAAGUCCCUGGCUAUGAUUGUGGGCAUUUUUGCUCUGUGUUGGCUACCAGUACAUGCCAUCAACUGUGUCACUCUUUUCCAGCCAGACCUGGCUAAGGAGAAACCCAAGUGGGUAAUGAAUGUGGCCAUUCUCCUGUCCCAUGCCAAUUCAGUUGUCAAUCCCAUUGUGUAUGCCUACCGGAACCAAGACUUCCGCUAUACUUUUCACAAAAUCAUCUCCAGGUAUGUCCUCUGCCAGACAGAUACCAAAGGUGGGAGUGGGCAGGCCAGGACACAGUCUGCUCUCAGUGUGGGCUUAUGACCCUGGCUCUGGCCUUUUGGAGAAGGCUUAAAAUAAACAAUGGGACAUGGUACGACUGGCUGAUUCUCACUGUGAAAUAUAGCCAUACCUUCCAAAAAUAGGACCUGCCUCUUUUGAGCACUUGCCUGGAGUUACACACAUCUAACUCAUAUGCAUACUGCAAUUAGUGGGCUCAAGGUUAAAACAUGCAUUUCUGAAUCUAUUCAGCUGCUCUGUGUGGAUGAUGUUGAAGGCUUGAAUGGAUUCCAAAAGACUCAUUUUUAAGAGUCUGCCUGUUUCAUUCAUGGUAGAAAAUGACUGAAACUUGUCUUACUGUGAACUAUUAUAAUAAAGUGUUUUUAACUUAGGGCAAUGGAAGAUAAAAAUUGGCUAUACUAAUUUAGUAUGCUCAUUCCCAGGAUGACAACCAAGAAAACUAAAGUGUAAUUCUACAAUCAAGAUACUGCUGUAUUAAUUUAGGGAAUGAUACUCUAAGUUCUGAAAUAGAUUUAUAAUAAUUUUUAAAAGUUACAUUAAAUUUUUCAUGUACAAAACACUAGAGGAAAGAAACUGGAGAAACUGCUCCCUCCUCUGCUGGAGGCCUCCUUCUGGAGCUAGGUACUGGAUCUUGCUUCUCUUCUAAGUUCACAUUUGUUGGAACCCAAAGUGUAAAAAUUUUACCAAACAAAAUUAUAUAAUUGUGUAUGUAUAUGCAAUGAAAUAAAAUUUUCUAAAAAGCUA
Messenger RNA from Nannospalax galili (Upper Galilee mountains blind mole rat), 2053 nucleotides. RefSeq names its product adenosine A2b receptor (gene Adora2b). Gene Ontology annotation, molecular function: G protein-coupled adenosine receptor activity. Gene Ontology annotation, cellular component: membrane. The transcript is spliced from 3 exons. The record is from RefSeq and is a predicted model, not a curated record. NCBI's taxonomy places the organism in Eukaryota, Metazoa, Chordata, Mammalia, Rodentia, Spalacidae. Bases 158 to 1333 code for a protein of 391 amino acids. Gene Ontology annotation, biological process: G protein-coupled adenosine receptor signaling pathway; adenylate cyclase-activating G protein-coupled receptor signaling pathway; vasodilation.